AUGGUCACCCGUGAGGAUGGCAGCAGCCACGAGGUGCCCCGAACCCGCGUGAUCGCUUGGUAUGAAGGUCUUCUUGUUUUGCAAGAGCUUGAGGCGAGAAGGGAUGCCAGGAUCACUUGGUUUGACGACCGCUUCCGCAAGCUCUUGACUCAGGAGCGCAAGAAGCGGAAGGUCAGCGGUAUCCUCUACCUUGAAAAGAAGCUGUUGAACCUCUCUGUCACAGGUAAGCGGUUCGAGGAUGCUGAAGGAAUUUCCUUUGUUCAUAGACGGCCGGGAGUGAAGGACGCGGACAUUCCUGAAGACAAGGACGAGGAUCCAACGCCUGACGGGUUCCGCAUUGCGGACAUCACUGGCUACAUGCCCCCUUGGGAGGCCUGGUGCCACGAGCAUGCUGGCUUCUACCAGGACUUCUACCGGGUGCACUGGCAGGAUGAUAAGGGCACGGCCUGGGCAGGAAUGAACCUUUCAAAAGUGGAGAAUGGUGCCGCCGAAGCAGGUUCGACUUGGGAGCCUGACGACUGCAUACCGGCCAGCCUUGAUGGCAUGAGGCUGCGCGAAAAGACCAGAUGGCUCAAGCGUAAGCAUGAGCAGGAGCAGAAGGAGAAAGCCGAGAAGGACAAGGAAGAGGCUGAGCGAAGGCCAGAGCCGCCACCCGCAAAAAUGGCUCGGUACAAGCGCGAUGGCAGUCCGCUCCUCCGGGACAUGUUCCGCCUGAAGAGGGGCCAUGACUUCAAUCCGCCGCAAGCAGGCAAAGAUCCAGAUGUCCGAAGUGGUUGGCCCAAGAGAGCCGAGGACUAUCCGCCCGGCUACGGCUGCGCAGACCCACCGGGUCUUUGCAGGGCCAGCUGCGACUGCAUGGAUGAUAAUCGGAGCCAGAAGCCCUGGGAAACGACCAAGGAGUGGCUCGAAGAUCCGAAACGUGCGUCGGAUGCUAAGAAGGCCAUCGAAGCGCUGAGCGCGCAGCAGCGCUUCGUCAGGAGGAGGGGCACGACUUCGAACUUCCACUACUUUGAGACCGCCCAGACGCGCCAGGCGGACCAGACUCAUACAAACGCAGCGAUGUAUCUGUGCAAGGUCUUGGAGGAGUCGGUCCGAUCCGUGCUGAAGGAUCUACCUAUUCUUGCUCUCCAGGAGAACGGAGAUUCUGUGCGAAUACCAGCUGGUGCCCUUAUGAAGCCGUCCGAGGAUUAUGUGCCAGUUCAGUUUCAGCUGUCGCAGACGUCCUCUGCUCGAAAAUGGCUGUGCCUCGGCGAGGAGGAUGGCAAGCUUUCCCUCAUUGGGAGGGGGCCGCCAAGCAGGCCGGCGCCGUUCAGAGUGGAGUUCGUCCACCCGGAGGGGAUGACUGCAGUCGUGGAUUGCAUGGUCACCGACGCCCAGGUGAAGUCUUGGCUGUCGGCCUCGUCAAGGAUCGUGGCGCGGUUCACGGAUGUCGCGCACUGUCCUUUGUCUCGCAAAUCUCGCGGUGUUCUGCAGGAGCAUCUUGGAAAGAUCUUUGACUUCGGAACGAAAGUGGCGAAGGAAGUUUCCCUUGGCCGCUGGCUCGACGUCGUGGACAUGCUUAUCCGCAUGCUCAGGACGACUGCAAUGGCUCAUGUGGUGAAGCCUGAUUCUCCCUCCUCUCGGCCCCCACGAGCUUCAGCAGUCGCUCCAGCCCGAUAA
Symbiodinium sp. CCMP2592 is the source of this 1659-nucleotide messenger RNA. NCBI's taxonomy places the organism in Eukaryota, Dinophyceae, Suessiales, Symbiodiniaceae. The record is from the annotation of a GenBank genome assembly.